GUUACCUCAGGAAUCAUGCUUGCAGAUACGACAGAAUUGGCGAUGGAUGUAAACAAGAUGGCGAUGACGGAAGAAGGUCAGAUAUUGCAAUUUGUUCCAUUUGCAAGCGCCAUAGAAGUUGGUUUCUGGCACAAGCUAACAAGGAAAAAGCUUGAAGAAUUUAAACUUGAUGAUUCAGCAAGGAACAUAAUUGGAUCAUAUUCAAACAAUGGCUUUAAUGGGCUUCCAUCUCAUUUGUCUGUUGACUAUGAUUCUUUCGAGCACAGUGCAAGUGUUAUGGCUCCAAGGAACUUUCUUGUUGAAGGUUCAUUACUAAACAAAAAUACAAUGGAUGAUUUCAAAACAUGUGACAAGAAAGAAAUUAUAAAAGAAGUUUCAAAUCAAAUAUGGCAAAGUAUCCAGUCAGGUGAAGCCAUAAAGAACCCAUCACUAAUUGGAAGGUUCCUAUUGUUGACAUUUGCGGAUUUGAAAAAGUAUCAUUAUUAUUAUUGGUUUGCAUUUCCUGCAUUGAUCAUAGAGCAAAAUGCUACAGCAAAGAAACCUGUCAAAGUUAGUGAUAAAUUCUCAACUGAACAGAUUCAAAUGCUACAAAAUUCCUAUGACGAUUUAGCAAAACGUAUUGGGCAUGAUCCUGGGUAUUUUCUGGUGCAGAGAAUUGACGAUUCUAUAUCCUUAGCUGAGUUAGCAGAUUUUGACGUAUUUUUCAAAGAUACCGAUGAGGUAACUGUUGGAUUCUCAGAUCCGAGUAAUCUUGAUGAAUAUCCUGGAUGGCCUCUUCGAAAUUUCCUCGCGCUCAUAUCAUUCCACUGGGGUGCAAAAAUAAAGAAACUUGAAGUCUUGUGCUACAGAGAUAGAGUUAGAGAUGGCAAAAGAGAUGUUGGACAUAGUUUGUUGCUUGAUAUUGAAGCAUUGCCCGACUUUAGGUCCUGCACAGAUCUACCAAGAGUAGUUGGCUGGGAGAAAAAUGAAAAGCAAAAAAUGAUUCCACGAAUGGUCAAUUUAAGUGCAACGAUGGAUCCAGUGAAGCUUGCUGAAUCUGCUGUCGACCUUAAUCUCAAGCUGAUGAGAUGGCGACUGGUUCCUGAAAUCGACCUCGAGUUAAUCUCAACGACACGCUGCUUGCUUCUUGGUAGCGGCACUCUGGGAUGCAACGUAGCAAGAAAUCUUAUGGGAUGGGGAGUGAGAAAGAUAACGUUUGUAGACAAUUCGAGAAUUUCAUAUUCAAAUCCUGUUCGUCAAACGCUGUUCGAGUUUGAAGACUGCAAGAACGGGGGCAAAAAGAAGGCAAAGGCUGCUGCCGAAUCUCUGAAGAGAAUAUUCCCCGGCAUCGACACCCGUGGUAUCGAAUUGACUAUUCCUAUGCCUGGUCACUCAGUCGGGAGCUCUGAAGAUGAAAUAAAUCGUAUAAGAAAAGAUGUCGAGGCAUUGGAGACGCUGUUUGAUGAACACGAUGUUAUUUUUCUACUGAUGGACACUAGAGAGAGUAGAUGGCUGCCUACUCUUCUUGGAGCAGCAAAGCGAAAGAUUAUCAUCAAUGCAGCAUUGGGUUUCGAUACAUUCAUGGUUAUGAGGCAUGGGCUAAAGAGAGAAAGCAGUGACACUGAAUCUAGUGCAUUGGAGGUCAGCCAGAAGAAGUUGGAGAUACCUGGUGAUCGUCUCGGAUGUUACUUUUGCAGCGAUGUCGUUGCACCUGGUGAUGUAAGUAAGUCAACUAGAGAUCGAACCCUUGAUCAGCAAUGCACUGUUUCGAGGCCAGGUAUAUCAAUGAUGGCGAGUGCACUUGCUGUUGAGUUAUUGGUUUCAGUCUUGCAGCAUAAAGAAGGAGGGUACGCUGCAGCAGACACUUCUGGUUCCGAAGAUUACUUUGACAACGAUUUUGCAACCCCCCUUGGCAUGGUUCCACAUCAGAUCCGUGCUUUUAUGUCUCGAUUCCAGCUGCUGACGCCUGUUAGCUUGGCCUUUAAUUGCUGCACUGCCUGUUCAGAUAUAGUUGUAAAGGCAUACAAUGAAAAUGGGUUUGAAUUUUUGCUGAAAGUGUUCAACGUUCCAAAAUAUUUGGAGGAUUGCACAGGCCUAACGAAAUUGCAGGAAAGCACAUUAGAAACUGAGAUUAUUGAAUGGAGCGACGACGAUUUUGACGAGAAUGCUGACUAAAUUCAAGAGAAUCGUUUCAUCCAAUUUAAAUUUCUAUGGAGUAACAAGAUAGUGUGUCCACGACAUUCGAUUUAACGUAAAUUUGAACACUCGGGAUUUGAGGACAUUCUUACAAAGUAGAAUUAAAUAUAAUUUUGAAUCUCAAUAACUUAAUCGUUUUGAAUACUAUGAAGAAAUUCGUGCAGACAAGGGUUUUGGCUUCCUGAAGUGCUUCGAUUUUGCCUCCAAAUUUUAUCUCCCCUAUUUUAAACCUUCUUUUUUAUGUGCCGGAAUUUUCCUAGGCCCAUCACUUUUAACAUCGUUUUCUAAUGUUUGUGCCAGAUUUUUACGAGAUUCAUUAGAUUAUUUUGGUACUGCAAUUUUUCAUCUUAGAGCUAUGAUGUUUGUAGUAGAUUAUCACAUGACCUUUUCUCAAGUGUUGUAGAGCCAGGGGUCUCAGGGGGCUGAUCACCCUUAGCUGCA
This is a messenger RNA of Rhopilema esculentum, 2616 nucleotides long. RefSeq names its product ubiquitin-like modifier-activating enzyme ATG7. Lineage: Eukaryota; Metazoa; Cnidaria; Scyphozoa; Rhizostomeae; Rhizostomatidae. The record is from RefSeq and is a predicted model, not a curated record. Gene Ontology annotation, biological process: protein modification by small protein conjugation; C-terminal protein lipidation; autophagosome assembly. Gene Ontology annotation, molecular function: Atg8 activating enzyme activity; Atg12 activating enzyme activity. Gene Ontology annotation, cellular component: phagophore assembly site; cytoplasm.